AUUCAGUCUGCGCAGGCGAAUUCGUCAGUCGGUAAAAUGGCGUCGGGGGCCAUUUCCAAGGCGUUAAGAAAAAUAUCAGAAUUAAGGGUCGUUGACCUUAAAUCUGAACUCAAACGAAGGUCUUUGGACACGUCUGGUAUUAAAAGUGUGCUUGUCGCCAGGCUAAAACAGGCUAUUGAAAAAGAAGAUGGAGACACUGGUAGUGUGGAAAUACAGCUUCCUGUAAGCACACCUACCCGUAAAAGUGGAAAAGGCAAAGGAAGGAGAAUGGAUUCAGACUUAGACACUACCACAGAAGAGGAUAUGCCUUCUAAGGAAAUGGAGUGUGAAUCGGAGAAAGAUAUAGCUGAUACAGAUGAUGGUACACAAGGAAAAUGUAAGCCUGCGCUCUGCGAGGACAUCACUCAGACUGAGGCUGAGAUGACGGCUGAGGUCGAACCAGACACAGAAGCUGAGGUGGGUCCCGAGCCUGAGAUGGAUGCUGAAAUAGAUGCCAAGCCAGAGGGGGUCGCAGAUGCUGAACAAGAGGCCAACGCAGAUGGCGAGCCACAGGUUGACGUCAAGGUUGAGGCUGAAGGAGAAGCUGAGCCUGACCUCGACGCUGAGCCCGAUGGAGAGGCUGAGCCUGACCUCGACGCCGAGCCCGAUCAAGAGGCUAAGCCUGACCUCGACGCCGAGCCCGAUCAAGAGGCUGAGCCUGACCUCGACACCGAGCCCGAUCAAGAGGCUGAACCCGAUCUCGACGGCGAGCCCGACCUCGAUGCCGAUCCUGGUCGAGAGGCUGAGCCCGACCUUGAUGCUAAAGCUAAUUUCAUCUUCAAUGAUCUCGAAGCUGAGCUUGACGGAGAGGCUUACUUCGACUUGGAGCCUGAGAUAGAGUCUGAAGACGAGAUGGCCAUUGAUGCUUUGGAUUCCCCUAAAGAAGCCGAGGAAGAUCACCUAUCUGUGUCGAUCCAAAAUGAAGACGCCAUCAUCACCUUGGAGAUUGAUGGUGAUGAUCUUCUUGAACCAGGUAAACAUGUGAAACUUCCAGAUUCAGAGACCGACAAGGGCAUCGAUGGGCCUGAGGCCUCUGCCGAGAUGAGCCCAGAUGAUAUGAAGAUUGAAGAAAAAGAUGAUAAAGAUCAUGAUGGUUCGUGGGACGAGCACUCAAAGGACGACAGAGGGGCCACAAAGAAAGCUGAAACUGGGGAGAAAGACAAGGAUUCUGGAAAGAAAGGCCCCUCUACGGGGGUUUCAGGUCAAGCAAAGAGCUCUUCACGAGAGAGAGAUGGAAAAGAUGCAAAAGGUGAACACGUUGUUGGCGGCAGCAGCGGUAUCAACAGUAGCUCUUACAACCUUUGGGUGAGCGGACUAUCCUUUAACACCAAAGCAGCAGAUCUGAAAAACCUGUUUGGAAAAUAUGGCAAGGUUUUAAGUGCCAAGGUGCUAACAAAUGCUCGCAGCCCUGGUUCAAAGUGUUAUGGCUUGGUGACGAUGUCUUCCAGUGCAGAGGUGACACGGUGCAUCUCUCAGCUGGAUUGCACUGAGCUCGAUGGACAGCAGAUAUAUGUUGAAGGCGUCAAAAAUUAUCCCUUUAAAAAGGAAUCUUCAAAGACUGAUAUGGAUGACAAAGCAAGUAGCAGCAAGUCAAGUGAAAAGCGCAGUUUGACAGGGUCAAAGCCUUCCAUCAAAUCACAACCCCCUCACAAAAAUGACAAAUCAGUGGAAAAGGACAAAGAUUCUUCAAAAGCUGCAAAGGGUGGCAAAAAUGAUUGCGGUUCUACUAGUUCAGGCCAAGGUCCUUCAAAGAGAGAUGACCGAGGACGUGGACGGGCAAAGAGCUCUGGUGAUAUGGUGGAGGAAGAUCCAAACAAAGGAAAGUCAAAUAUUGUGAAAACAAGACCUUUCAAAAAAACAAGGUAUUUUGAGAAGCCUUUUAACAUGAAUGAUCAUAGACGCUCUAAAUGGUUCAUUCCUCCUGAAGAGUUGGAAAUGGUUAAAGGGAAACAGCGGCAAUUUGCCAAUAAGAUGGAAGACUUUCUUCCUUUUGAGAAGAUAAUGGAGCAGAAAAUGCGAAACCGAAGAAUCACAGAGAUUCGCAGGCACCGUGAAAUUGCGGAACAGAUGCGCCGUCAACGGGAGUGUGAAGAGCGAGAGAACAUCAUCCGCGAGCGCCAGAGACUGGAGAUGGAAAGACAAAAACUGGAGAGGGAGCGCUUUGAGAGAGAAAAGCUUGAAAGGGAAAGAAUCCGCAUAGAGCAUGAGAGGCGUAAAGAGGCAGAACAAAUGGCCCGCGAACAGGAGCUCAGACGACAGGAGCACAUCCGCUUUGAGCUAGAGAAGAGAAAUCUCAAAAGAGGCCGUGAUAUUGAACAUGGCCGGAGGGACAAUGCAUUCUGGAAUGGCAACAAGAAGAUCCAAUCUAAUGCCACAGUUGGUCGUCCAAACCAAGGCCCCAACAUCAACCGGCAGCAGAAUCGCUUCUCCAACUUCAACCCCCGUGAGAAGAGUCGAUUCCCGCAAGCUGCCGUGGAGCAGCCCAACACGUAUGACAGGCGUAACCGGUUUGAAGGCGAGCCAGAAGCAAAGAAGAGCCGCCACUCUCCUCAGACAACGGGCGCCGCCUUUGAGCGUUACCCCAAGAAUUUUGAAGUGGUUCGCAGGGCCAAUCCACCUCAUUCCCGCACUGAACUACGCGACACAGACCGCAGGGAUCGAGACGAGAGACGGCCUGUUCAGAUGCAGGAUCGGCAAAUGGUAGCCAGAAUGUCCAGCAACAUGUCACACCCCCGGUCCCCAAGGGAUGCAGGUCACAGCUGGAAGAAUGAAUCCAGCAUGAAUGCCAACAAGGGAGAUUUACGUGGGCCCAUGCGGAUGCGUCCACAGCGCUCAGGGAGAGACGGUCCGGGUCCCGCACUGAGAGGAGGUUCCUCAGCCAGCCGAGGGAGAGGUUCUUUCAAUGAACGUGAUGUAGGGAGGCCAAUGGGAAUGAAUGAGUCUUUUAACUCAGGCCGCCAGGUGGUGGUGGUAGAGCGUCACAGCAGAGAGCAGGCCAUGAGGAAGGACUGGAACGCAGGCUCAGCUUCCCAACGAGGAGGCUUCUCUAACAGCCGCAGGAUGGCCAACAGCCGAGGCAGCAUGAUGUCUCCACCUUCUGGUCACUCUGGAAUCAAUCGGAUCGUACAAAUCACCAGCAACUCCAUUCCAAGCGGUGGUAACUCUGGCGUAUAUAAAUCCUUCAAGGGAAGUCGCCCGUUCUGAUGUCGACCAAAUGCUGCCACUUGAAAAGCUAUAAAAAUUGAGGUCUUUUCCAAGCUUUUUAUUUUUUAGAAUAGCAAAUAACAUUUAGGUGGCAACACCAUGAUCUACUAUUUUGUUUCUUUUUAGACUUUGUCUGCUAUUGUUGCUGUCUGACCAAGUGUUCAAUAGCUUCCUGUGCAAGUUCUUUGUAUUUCCAAGUUUUCAACUGGUUCAUUUCCCCUGCAGUUGAUAUUUGUCAUAUUUGUUAAAUAUAUUUUUCUUAACCUAAUGAUGUUUACUUUGACAGUCAUGUAGCUCAUUAAGGAAUAUUUGUACAAACACAUGGCAUUGAAAGCUGUAAUAUAGUUGGCAUGCAUAACUUUCAUAGUUAUUUGUGCAUCCGAACAAUAAAUCCUGUGUUGCCAUAGAA
Messenger RNA from Nerophis ophidion (straightnose pipefish), 3652 nucleotides. RefSeq names its product SAFB-like, transcription modulator (gene sltm). The coding region runs from base 37 to 3243 and encodes 1068 amino acids. The transcript is spliced from 20 exons. NCBI's taxonomy places the organism in Eukaryota, Metazoa, Chordata, Actinopteri, Syngnathiformes, Syngnathidae. Gene Ontology annotation, molecular function: sequence-specific DNA binding; RNA binding. Gene Ontology annotation, cellular component: nucleus. The record is from RefSeq and is a predicted model, not a curated record. Gene Ontology annotation, biological process: regulation of mRNA processing; regulation of transcription by RNA polymerase II.